Molecule: messenger RNA, 2468 nt
Organism: Chelmon rostratus (copperband butterflyfish)
Lineage: Eukaryota; Metazoa; Chordata; Actinopteri; Chaetodontiformes; Chaetodontidae
Exons: 3
Coding region: 290-1105 (271 amino acids)
Source: RefSeq, a predicted model, not a curated record
CAGCAGCCCGCUGAUCGAACAGGAGACAUGGGACCGUGGAGUCACCGAAGGGGGGGGACUCUUCUCAGCGGUUCACCAAAGCAAGUCAAACCAGAGGAAGCCAUGUCCAACAAAACACGCUGAAAGGAGCUUCUACUUUUUCGCCUUUUUGUCCAGUUUCUGCUGAGUAGAGGACCCGCCGUGAGACCACUUAAAUGUCAACUGAAGAAGUUAGCCGUGAGUUUUUGACACCCGGGGCAAAGUGCCACACCUUCGCUUAGCGCAACAGCUCCACGACACAGCGGGCCAAAUGGGGUGCCAAUGCUGCAGGAUGAUAAAAAGCUACAUCUACGACCCCUCUGUGGCGGUGGAUGUGAGGAAGACUGACUCUGCAGGCACCUCGCUCUACCAGCCCCACCACCUCUCAGGCGGGGCCCCUAGCACCGACCCGCUCAACGGCCACAGCAAGCAGAAGGAGGGCUUCCACAACCUGGGCUACAGCAAGUCCAACGACAGCACACUGAAACUAGAGGUGGACAACAACCAUGUCAACCACAGGCUGCACGCAGCACCCUCUGCGAAGGAGCUGCACAGGAAAAGCAGCGCUCCACCAUCAGAGGUGUACAUCAUCCAGCCUGAAGCUCUGGGAACGAGAUGGAUGGUGCAGGAAAAAGGCCCGAGCCAGGUGCCUGUUUACCCCAAUAUACAGGAGUACGAGAACCAGAGGAGUUAUGGUGAGCGGGGACACCGCGAGACAAGGAACAGGUGGGACAGCUCCAUCACUGAGUGUGUGAUUGGCAGCGAAAGCCUGUCAGCGGACGAGACGGACGAGGGCGUGGGAGGGACGCCGGAGUACCCGUGCGACACGGGGGAUGAGGGUAGCGUCCUGUCAGUGGACAUCCACACCAGCACCACGAGCCUGUCCUCGGCCGACACCAGGGACGAGCUCAGACUGGCAAAGACUCCGGACGUUUCCACCGUCGAGAGCGGGAUCUCGGUGAUGAAGAGCGAGGACGAGGAGGAGGCGAGGAACGAGGAGGAGGAGGUGCAGAGUGUUACGGACUCUAUGGUGGCGGAGGCUCUCGCUGCUUUGGAGGCCGCCACCGCCGGGGAGGACUUCGAGUGACAGACCUCUGCACCUUCUCUCGCUCAUCACCCAAAAACUUUGACCUGAAUGUGACUUGACUGAGCGUUCAAAACCACCACGAAACGGAACAGUUCAGAAUCACACCUCUGGUGUUUUUGUCAAAGAACAGGGAACGAAUGAAGGAAAACUGUUUACACAUUUAUUUUUGAACUCAAAGUCUCAGAUAUUUUUUUAUUUUGGUCACACUGACAGAAGAUAAUAUCUGCCUCGUGAGGGAGGCAACUUUUCCAACGCUGUGAGGUUUGCAUAAAGCCACAGAUGAAGGUUGACGUCGUGCAGACUGAAUCUCGCCAUGUCCGCCUGUUCGCCCUUUGGAACACUCCACUGUCCUCAUAAGCCUGUACGUGCUCACUGACAGCUUUGCCAUGUCCACACUGCCCUCGUACAGGUAUUAGUGAAAAACAAAAUGUUGCUUUUGUCACAAGUUUGCCUCAUUUUGGAGCAAAGCUAUGCUAAUUGCUCACAGAGAGUUAAGAUGUCAUUUGUGAACACAGUCCUUGCCACAGCUUGCUGUCCCUUCAGGAAUCUCGCCCUCCUUUCUCCGAGCAGGCGAAAGAGGUCAAAGCAAAGUUUUUUGUACACUACCCAUGUCUUUGUCUCUAUAUUGUCUCUUGUUAUUUAUAAUAUAUUCACUGGCAUCCUUUUUCAUUUACUGUGAGAAGAAACCGGAUGUCUCUAAACGGAUGAGGAAGAGGAUGAGCAUUUCCUUAUUUAUAGCUUAUUGUGUCAUUAUUGAUUUUUUUCAGAAUGAAUAUUGUAUCUACUUGGAAAUUUAGAAGAAAUUAUUUACACUGUUCAUACAACAUCAGAUACAUGUACACUGACAAUUCUCAUUCUUUAUGUCACAUUCUUUAAUAAUGUAAUUUAAUGCACAACAUUACUGUGAGACCCUUCGUUACGUGGGUGCAUAUCAAAAGAUCCAUGCACACUUGAGAUCUUGAGCAGGUUACCAAAGAAUAAAAUAGAAAAUAGCCACUCAUACAUUUCACUAAUGUUGCCUUAGUUUCUGCAGUUUUUCAACCUUCGCUGAACAAGACCAGGUCAUAUCACUACAUAGCGGCCAUCAAUUCACCCAAAUCGCUCUUUUUCUGUUUUUCAGGCUGAGUUUCUAGUCUGGCCUGUGACAUUAGUUCAAUCUGCAGCUCUCUCGUGUGCCUAAAAGAACUAAUUGAGGCUAGAUGAUGUGUAGAGGAAAUGACAGAUUGAAGCAUGUGUUAAUGCUAAAUAAGCUGCUUUGCUCAAUGAAGUUCUGAAUUGUUUCACUGCGACUCCCCUUUUCGCUUAUUGUUUGCCUGCCAAAUCAUUUCUACUUAUAUUUGUAUUAUAAAAUAAAGCAAUUUAC